Nicotiana tabacum (common tobacco) is the source of this 847-nucleotide messenger RNA. Lineage: Eukaryota; Viridiplantae; Streptophyta; Magnoliopsida; Solanales; Solanaceae. The record is from RefSeq and is a predicted model, not a curated record.
AGAUGUAUGGGCGUUCCUAUUGGUAUCCAAGGUUCAGUACUGCAGUCUUUAUGAUCAGGGGUAUACCUCAAUUGGGAGCAUUCAUGACACUGUUCGUAAUGCACUUUUGUGCAUCAGGAACUCCGACAAUAGUGAAGAGAAGUUUAAACCUGCCUAUUUACUUGCUGAUGGAAGGUUGGAAAGAGCUGGAAGGGUAAAGAAGAACUCCUCUCUGGUGUGUGGGAAAUUAUCUUCUAUUAGCAAUGGAGUGAAAAUGGAGAAUUUGAAUUCCGGCAGCAUGCUUACUGCCUCGAUUAUUACUGUGGGGGAUGAAAUUUUGUUUGGCACUGUAGAGGACAAAUUGGGGUCUAUGUUGUGUAAAAAGCUCCAUUCUAUUGGUUGGGCAGUAUCGCGAGUUGCUGUCACUCGAAAUGAUAUAGAUUCUGUAGCCGAGGAAGUAGAGAGACAGAAGUCCACAGAUGAUAUGGUACUUAUAUUUGGCGGGAUAGGCCCAUUGCAUUCAGAUGUUACUGUAGCAGGAGUAGCAAAAGCCUUUGGUGUUCGCAUGGCUCCUGAUGAAGAAUUUGAAGAACAUCUGAGGCACCUUAUAGGUGAAAAAUGCUCCGGUGACAAGAACGAGAUGGCGCUGUUGCCCGAGGGUAUUACAGAAUUGUUGCAUCAUGAACAGCUACCUGUGCCUUUGAUCAAGUGCCAUAAUGUGAUUAUUCUCACUGCGACAAAUGUUGUAGAGCUGGAUCGGCAAUGGGAUUGUCUGAUCGAAUUGGCAAAAUCUAAUGGCAUCCUGGUAUUGAUGGAUCCAUUUGUAUCAAAAUGCUUUGCAACAACUCUUUCUGAUGUCGAAGUUGCU